UAAUAGGAGUCGAGGCCUGAGGGGUCCCUCUCUGAUGAGCCUGGUUGUCAGGGGCAACGGCAUGAGCUUCCAUUUCGCUGCCAUGGUGACCGUGAGAUGUGGCAGGCACCGUACACACCGGGUACAGAGGCAUGCCACACUUGCAUUGCUUUUUGCAUUCUACAGUUGGUUGGCUGAAUGGCGGGCAUGAUGUCAUCCAGGCAGCGCCGCAGUCGGGCUAUUUCCUUUGGCUGGGAGGACGCAUCACUUCCUCCGUCGUGACAGGAUGAUGGAUAACCACUGUUGGCCACUGCAGUGAUGAGAAAGAGAGGAAGAGGAGGAGGAGCAGCAGCAGCAAUACAGGGAUGACAGUCCCCGGCUCCUGGUCCGCUGCGCCGACCCAGAGGAGCUGCGCCGCCAGGAGCAGCGCCGCCGCCUGCACAAAUCCGCUGGAAGCCAUGGCGAGGAUGUGCUCCAUGUUCUCUGACGACAACAUGCCCCCCGCUUCCGCCCGGUGUGGGCGGGGUCCUGACCGCCGCUUUUUCUUAGGUGGCCCGUUAAAAUGCCCGAAUUCAAAACACGUCUUUUUCCAAGAUGGCGUCGAUGAAGGAGAGCGACACCGGCCUGUGGCUUCACAACAAGCUGGGCUCCACGGACGAGCUGUGGACGCCGCCGAGCAUCGCCUCGCUGCUCACGGUGUCGGUGAUCGACAACAUACGCCUGUGCUUCUCGAGCCUGUCGCCGCCGGUGAAGCUGAAGCUGCUGCUCGGGAUGCUGCACCUCCCGCGGCGGACCAUGGACGAGAUGAAGGAGGCCCUGUCGGAGAUCAUCCAGCUGGCCACGGUGGACUCGGAGCCCUGGGUGCUGAUGGUCGCCGACAUCCUCAAAUCCUUCCCGGAGACCGGCUCUCUCAAUCUGGACCUGGAGGAGCAGAAUCCAAAUGUGCAGGAUAUUCUCGGCGAGCUCAGGGAGAAAGUGAGUGAGUGCGAGGCGUCCGCCAUGCUUCCUCUGGAGUGCCAGUACCUGAACAAGAGUGCGCUGACCACUCUGGUCGGACCCCUCACGCCCCCCGUCAAACAUUUCCAGCUCAAACGGAAGCCGAAGAGCGCGACCCUCAGAGCAGAGCUGCUCCAGAAAUCCACAGAGACAGCGCAGCAGCUGAAAAAGACAGCCGGAGUGCCUUUUCACGCCAAAGGGAGAGGACUGGUCAAAAAGAUUGACACUACUACGCCUCUCAAGGGGAUUCCCAAGGCCCCGUUCCGCAGCCCAACUGCCCCCAGUAUGUUCAGCCCUCCCAGUAACCGCACACCGAUUGCCCCCGCACGGACGCCCCUGCGCAAGGAGAGGGGGGUCAAGCUGCUAGAUAUUUCGGAGCUGGACGUGGUCGGAGCGGGAAGAGAAGCGAAGAGGAGAAGAAAGACUUUGGAAACGGAGGCCGGAGAGAAAGCAGCCAAAGAAGAAGCCGUGGUGGAGAACACCACACCGGACUACGCUGCCGGCCUCGUCUCUGCACAGAAACUUGGGGCGCUGAACGAAAAUCCUCUGCCCUCCACCAGCUACCUACCAGCCACACCCAGCAUGGUUCCCUCGUCCUCUUACAUUCCCAGCUCCGAGGCGCAGCCAGCCAACGCCGGCGGCACGGGUCGGGAAACGCUGCAGUCGGCUCGCCAACCGGAGGAGUCGGCGACGGUGGGCGCUGGCGCCACCCCCACCUUACCCGGCCAGUACAAGCAGAGGACACCAAUGUACAACGCCAGCACCACGGCCAAUCCCGCGACGCCCACGUCCCCCAGCACGCCGGCCUCCACCCCAGCCAACAACGGGCCCCCGGCCGCUGCGACCGCCACCCAGCCGGAGACCCCCACCCAGCCCCCCAGCGCGCCCCAGACGCCCACCACGACACCGACUCCUACGCCGCCACAGCCGCAGCCCAAAAAGAAUCUCUCGCUCACGAGGGACCAGAUGUACGCCGCCCAGGAGAUGUUCAAGACGGCCAACAAGGUCACCCGACCGGAGAAGGCCCUGAUCCUGGGCUUCAUGGCUGGAUCCAGAGAGAACCCGUGCCCGGAGCAGGGGGACAUCAUCCAGAUCAAGCUGAGCGAACACACAGAGGUCUUGCCCAAAGCCGACGGCACCGGCAGCACCACCAUGCUGGUGGACACGGUCUUCGAAAUGAACUACUCCACGGGACAGUGGACCCGUCUCAAGAAAUACAAACCCAUCACCAACACCUCCUGAGGCGCUUCGUCCCCUCAAAGUCACACACACACCUUCAAUUUCUUAUACACACGCCCCCCUCCCCCCCAAAAAAACAAAAAAAAACAAUCAUGUUUACACACAAGUAUUUGCAAACGCAUCUGGGCCAAAUGGAGCACCAGGAGGGUGAGGGGUCGUCAAGGAGAGAAAAGUUCCUCCCUUAUCCUGCACUGCCAGAAGGCAGGACUCUGAAGAAUAUUUCUGUAUUUUCUUUUCUUCUCCCCCCGUCCGCCUUUUAUUGUUUUUGUUUUUAAGUCUCCUACGCUUCCUCAAUGAUGCUGUGGUCAUGAGGGGGGGUGUUAAACGAGUCUGAGCAGAGGGAUUACCCUCACCGCGGGCACCUCUCAACAUUUUUUGUACUCUGAGGUACAAGCAUGUGUGACGUGUCCAGAAAAAGACGACAAAAGUAAAACUGUAUUUUUCUGUAUGAAUGUGACAUUCGCAGCUUAUUCUUCUACCUUUCAGAAACGGAAUCAUGGUUUGUGACAGGAAGAAAAAAGAAAAAAAACAACAAUGAUUACAAGUCAUCCUAGAGGUGACCCAGAAAAAAAAAAGGAGGAGCGAGUAGUUUGGAGCCUUCCGGUAGAUGGUUAAUAGGUUUCAUCCUUUUUCCAAAAGAAGGGAAGAAAAUAAAAAGACUCCAGGGGACAUUUCUCA
Messenger RNA from Scophthalmus maximus (turbot), 2892 nucleotides. It is a transcript of the gene nelfa, whose product is annotated as negative elongation factor complex member A. Gene Ontology annotation, cellular component: NELF complex. Bases 574 to 2217 code for a protein of 547 amino acids. The transcript is spliced from 15 exons. Gene Ontology annotation, biological process: negative regulation of transcription elongation by RNA polymerase II. Lineage: Eukaryota; Metazoa; Chordata; Actinopteri; Pleuronectiformes; Scophthalmidae. The record is from RefSeq and is a predicted model, not a curated record.